GUUUUAAUUAAUUUUCUUUAGUCAAUCAAUUGGACAAACAAGACAAAUCAAAAUUGAAAUUCUGCCACACACGUCUGAGCGGACAUUGAACCCUAAUUUCGUCGAUUCAGUUUCAUUUCACCAUCUCUCUUUUUCCUCAAGCUAUCCAAUUCAAUCUCCUUCUCGAACCAAUCCUCUCAAUCUCAGCCCCUCACACAACGCGAUUUAUCUCUGUCGCACCGGUUCCUGUUCCCCGAUCCGCCGCCUUUUCGCUCGUUCAAGGUUUUGGAAUCAGAAACAGAGAUAUGUCUCCUGCAUCUAGAAAGUCCAAGGACAAAAAGUCUGGGAAGGAACCCCCUAAGACCCCUUCAAAGUCUUUGAACCAGGCAAAUCUUAGUGGUGGGACCCUGACCAGUGGAUACAAUCCAAUUUUGGGAACAUUUCAUGCUCUGGACUCCGUACCUGGUUCUUCUGCCUCUUCACUUCAUGCUAAUGGCCGCUUCAAAAACAUAGAUGAGACGGAUGAUCAAAGUAGCAACUCGUUUGGAAACGGCGGGGAGUAUGAUUCUGUUUCGAACAAUGGUAGCUGGUCUGGUGAGUCAGAGGACCACAAAGAAAAAACAUCUCACCCUCCUACCCCCAAACAAGAAACAGUGCCUGGUGCUGAUAAUGACAAACGCGAAAAAAUCCGUCAAAAGAAUGAGAAAAAACAUCAACGCCAAAAGGAGAGACGGGCCCAAGAACUGCAUGAAAAGUGCAGCGGGUAUUUAAUGUCAAGAAAGUUGGAAUCACUUGCUCAACAGCUUGUGGCAAUGGGAUUCUCUUCAGAACGAGCAACAAUGGCUCUCAUUCUGAAUGAAGGAAGAGUAGAGGAAUCAGUGGCGUGGCUGUUUGAAGAAGGUGAAGAAGCAGAUAACAAUAAGCGCAAAGAACACAAAAUUGACGGUGGUGGAGGUAAUUUGAAAAUCGAUAUAUCCGAUGAGCUUUCUCGUAUUACAGACAUUGAGAGUAGGUAUAAGUGCUCCAAGCAGGAGGUUGAGAGGGUCGUGGUUGCCUGUGAAGGUGAUCUCAAUAAGGCUGAAGAAACUCUUCGGGCGCAAAAGCAGGAUACUGCAAAUAGCGUGCAAUCAAAACCAGAUGAAACCAGUAAACCCCCAUUGACCACUAGUAAUCAGAUAUCAACAAUUCUAUCUGCAAAACCUGCUCCAUUGGUCUCUAUACAGCAGCGUAAGGAUGAAAAAAUACCAAAUACUUCUAUAGAUCCAGCAGGCAAAAGUAUACAACAAUCAUCAAAGGGAAUCCAACCAAAAACAGAAUGGGUCAAGCCGGCACCACCAGCAAUCACUCCUUCUCCUGAUAAGCGAUGGCCAAGUGCAAUAAUAUCAAAUGCAUCUUCAUAUAAUUCUUUAACUACUUCACAAACCCCACCACCUCCAGCAGUGAUGGUGACUAGUGAACCUCAUAGAUACAUAGCUGUUGGGAAUGAACUGAAGAACCUACAGCUAGGAAGCAUUAAAGAACCGGUUAUAGUAAUGCAACGACCACAGCAACAGUCCAUCAAUGCAAAGCAACAGGGGGUUCCACCAUCAACCAUAGUAAGCUCAUCACCUCCUGGUGGAGGGGGGUGGUACCUACAUGGUGUUGAACCUAUGAAGCCUGAUGGGAUGGUGACACAUGUUCCAGGCAUGAGAAACCCUAGCCAUGACAGUUUCAGUACAUCAAACCAAUUAUUAUUCAGUCAUCAUCAUUAUCUCCCGCAACAGUAUCAAAAUGUGUCAAGUAAUGGGGGCGCACAUGAAUCCCCAGGAAUUAGCAGCAGGGGAAACAGUAUAUGGAGUAGUAGAACUGGUGGUAGUACAUUUCAGCCUCAUACAGUUGCUGCGGCUUCCUCCCUUGGGCUCUUCUCUGGGUUAGGCAGCCACAGCCCAUUAGGUCCGCCUUCUCCUCAUGUGGAUUGGAACAGUGGGUUUUCAGUGCCGCAUCUGGAUUACAACACCAUAGACUGGAGUCUGGGUUCUAAUUUCUCUUCAUCAGCUCCGUCGGGAGGCCUGUGGUCGAAAAUGAACCCACCCAUGCAAAACAACCACCAACACCAUACAUUUCCGCCGGGAAGGGUUGCUAUGGGACCCAUUUUGUCUGAUGGCAUUUCAAUUCCUACCAGGUUGCAGGAAGGGAUGGGUUCGGCCGUGGAAACAUCAGCUGGUGGGGUGUCACGUGAGUGGACUUCUCCUUUCGAAGAGAAGGAUCUUUUUAGUUUGCCCCGGCAAUUUGUUUCCUCUCCUUCCUUAUAGGGAUAUAGGGACGGGGGAUAAGUUUGAUGGUUGAAUAAAAGGAAAAAAGAAAGAGACAUUAAGAUGUGCUUGGAUUUGGUGUUGGCGUUGUUUGAUCAUAUAUGAAUAUGCUUUUCCCCUUGUUAAUGGUUGUCUUGAUCAAUUCUAGUGCAAUAUGCUCUUUCAAAAAUUCUUUGCUUAUCUUCCUCUUUCACGUUCCAUGAAAAUGCUUUGCAAGGACUUGUGCUAAAUCAUACUGGAACCUCUUCGUGAUAA
This is a messenger RNA of Cuscuta epithymum, 2525 nucleotides long. The record is from the annotation of a GenBank genome assembly. NCBI's taxonomy places the organism in Eukaryota, Viridiplantae, Streptophyta, Magnoliopsida, Solanales, Convolvulaceae.